Messenger RNA from Daldinia childiae, 1098 nucleotides. Its product is annotated as UPF0658 Golgi apparatus membrane protein C23H3.04. The coding region runs from base 1 to 1098 and encodes 365 amino acids. Gene Ontology annotation, cellular component: Golgi apparatus. The record is from RefSeq and is a predicted model, not a curated record. NCBI's taxonomy places the organism in Eukaryota, Fungi, Ascomycota, Sordariomycetes, Xylariales, Hypoxylaceae. The transcript has 3 exons.
AUGGCCGCGAACAAGAGUAAUCGGGCUAGCAGCCUAGCGAAAUCUACCGGCGAGAUAUUCACUAGGAAAUGGCCGCGCUUAUUCUUCCUCGUUGCUGCUAUACAAGCCGUUAUUGUAAUCGUCUUUGAGGCAUACGCCUUUGCUCAGUUUCAAACUGGUCUUAAACACCUGAGGACUGUAGAAGACUGGGGUUCAGAAGAAAAGCGUGAAGAUGGCAUGGCUCAAAUAAGAACCAUCCCAACCUUCCUCGGCCUACUAAUCCUUGGCUUCCUAUACGAUGUAGUGUUAGCUUGGGAUGCACUGCGCAUGAAGAACACAAUUCAAGUCAUCGGUCUCUGCGUCGCCAACCUUGCUCUUCUCAUCUAUAGCGCCCUCCAAAUUGACCAGAUCCACGUCGCCAUUACCAAACUGAAGGGGUAUAAUGCUUUCGAAGACCUCAACGUAUGGGAAGAAGUCCAAGGUGUUCUCAUCGCCAUGCCGUGCAUCAUCGCCCUCGCCAGCGUUGGUCUAAGUUUCAUUGCUUGGAAACUUUACCAGGAAUUCGCCUGGGAUAUCCUGAAGCAUAUAGGAGCCGACUACAGGAUGAAGAAGCGAUUCCUGCACUACCAGGUCUACAUUGCUCUUUUGAAAUUCGAUUUCUUCUUCUUUGUCGGUUUCACUAUCCAGUUCCUAGUCGUGGUCGGAGGCAAGACAACUACCGAAUUCAGCCUAACUGCUGCUGCUAUCCCUAUCACUAUCGUCAUUCUCCUCUGUGCGGCAUUGUUUACGCGACGGGAGUGGAAGCUAGGCAUGAUCGUUAUCAUGAUCCUCUAUCUCGGCGGUCUUACGUAUUUCAUCUACAAGCUUGAGCGAAUCUUCGAUCCUUACGAAUCCAAGUAUUACCUACCUGUUCGCAAAUCUUUGACGACGUUUGCAGUACUCACUAUCGUCUUGAUCAUUCUGACCAUCAUCAACGCUCUGGUCUGUAUGUUCAACUUCGGUGCCGGUCUAAAGCAGCACCUCAAUGCUCCUCGAGAGGAGAUCGAUAAGGACCAAGCCAGUUAUUCCAUGCAUGAUGUCAAACAGCCGCAGCUGCCGAGCAGAAUGACGAUCGACUAG